Messenger RNA from Chlorella variabilis, 2076 nucleotides. RefSeq lists its product as hypothetical. The transcript is spliced from 8 exons. NCBI's taxonomy places the organism in Eukaryota, Viridiplantae, Chlorophyta, Trebouxiophyceae, Chlorellales, Chlorellaceae. Bases 1 to 2076 code for a protein of 691 amino acids. The record is from RefSeq and is a predicted model, not a curated record.
AUGAAGGCCCAGGGCGGCCCUCAUUGGCCCUGGCUGCUGCUGGCCCUGGCAACCCAAGCCCUGUGGGGCUGCUUCCCAGUCAUCUGCCGCUACUUUCAGACCCGAGCACCACACACGCUCACAGGCCUGCAGCUGAGCUUCCUGGUGAAUGCGCUGGCGGCCCCGUGCCUCCUCCUCUUCUCCACGCUGCCCCGCCGCCUGCUGCGCCGCCCCCGGCGCGUGCACGAGCAGCACGCCCUGCUUUUCUAUGAAUGGGUCAAGUACCGGCUGGGCAGGAUCAGGCGCACCGCCAGCCUGCAGGCCCUGCUGCCGCUGCUGCGCGGCGAGGCAGCCGUGGAGCAGGCGCUGCCGGUGCCGCAGGAGGUGCCGCCUCGCGGCCCCUCGCUGCAGCGCCCCUCUCUGGUUGAGGACCUGACCACCUGCAGCCUGGAUGCAGCGGUACGGCCCCAGGCCGUCAUGGUCAGCAUCAGCUGCAGGGCAGCUCCCGCCCCGUACCGCCCGGCUUCCCUGCAGCACGGCCUCGGCAUCGCCCACCACACCCCGCAGCUGACGCCUCUGCACUCCGCGCCCGUCACUCCCCGCGGCUGGCCGCUGCCGCACGCCCAGCACGGCAGCGCUUUUGCACGAGAGGAGGCAGCCUGGUCAGCCCCAGCGGCCGGCGCUUCUCAGCUGCUGGGCUGGCCCAGCCGAGGCGCUGGUGCUGGCACAGCGGUGAGCAGCGGCCUGGGUGGCGGGGCAGAGGCAGGCACGGCAGAGCCGGCAGGCAUGUGCAGCACCGCCCUGCCGCCAUCCGAGCCGUCCUCGCCCGCCGCUGGCGCCCACCUCAGCCGCCUGCUUCCGCCAGGCAGCCCCCGCGGCACAGCAGAGGCGGCGCUGCGGCAGCCGCUGCUGCAGCCCACGGUUCAGGAGGAGGAGGAGGCAGAGGGCUGGCUGCUGGCGUCUCCUCCAGACCUGGAGGCGGGGGGCUCCCCCACCCGCCUCAGCUCGCCCGCUGGCAGCUGGGCCAGCGCCCUGUCCUCUCCAAGCAGCCCGCGCGGCAGCGGCGCUGCGCUGGCAUACACGGCAGAGCCAGCAGGGGCGCUGGGUGGCGUCUGUGCGCAGAUGGAGCAAGGGCGAGGCCCAGGGGCGCCGGCAGCGGAGGAGGGAGGGCAGCAGGCACCCGCCGUGGAGGAGGUUGUGGUGACGCUCAAGCCCUACACCCUGCACCACUGCUGGGUCACGCCCUGGGCGCUGGCGGCCAGCUCCACCGCCGCACUGGCCACGCUGUCCCUGGCCCUCAUCUUUUCGGUGCGCUUCACAAACGCCUACUGGUGCCAGAUGCUGUUCAUGCUGGGACCGCUGUUUGUGGCCUUCAUCUGCCGCGGCAUGUUCGCCAUGCCGCUGCCGCCCCGCCUGUGGCCCGCGCUCACCAUGAUGAUGGCAGGCGAGGGGGGGAGGCACCCCGGCAACAGCAGGCACCCGCGCUGCUGCGUCUCGCCCUGCUGCUCCUCCAUCGCCGCUGCUGCGCCAUCGCUGCUGGUGCAACCACCUGCUCGGCUCCCUGGCUCCCGUGCAGGCUCGGCGCUGGUCGUGUUUGGCAAGGGCGGCACCAGCUUUGGCACGGAGGGGCUGACGUGGCGGGAUGCGGCGGGGCUGGGGCUGGCCCUGCUCAGCGCCCUCUCCCUGGCCGGCUACAUGGUCCUGGUGCAGCGCACGGUGGGGCUGCUGACUGGCGAGGCGAUCCUGUGGAUCAACUACGGAGUGCAGGUGCUGCUGUCGCUGGGGCUGACGCUGGCGCUGGAGCCGCGGGAGUGGCACCGCGUGCGGGACCUGAGUGAUGUGGAGUGGGCGCAGAUAGCGGCGGUGGCGCUGGUGCUCAACUACGGCGCCAACCUCGUCACCAUCCGGCGCCUGGGGGCCCCGCAGGUGGCCACCUUCCUGGCCAUGCGCCUGGUGGCGGCAGUCGCCAUCUCAGGACCGCUGCUGGGCGAGCCCAUCAGCGGGGCAUUCGAGUACUGCGGGGUACUGGUGGUAGUUGCGACCGUGACAUGGUACAUGGCGGUACAGCGCCUUGUGUCCCGCCUGGACAAGCAAUGA